AUGUCCAACUCAGCAAUAUUAAAAGCUAAAGCCGAAAUAAAGGAAUCUUUAUUUCUGACCACAUUUUGUAUGAAAUGUAUGGGAUUAUCUUUUGAACAUCCAAAGACUAUGACAACUUAUAUUAUCCAGAAACUAAUGUUCAUUCUUUCUGUCUGUGCUAUAUGUUAUCACGUCUUCGGUGAUAUAGUUUACAUAGGUAUCACGAUGGUUCAUUCACCACAAGUGGAGGACGUUGUUCCCCUUUUUCACACUUUUGGAUACGGUGCUUUAGGUAUCGCAAAAGGAUUUGCGCUGUGGUACAAGAAAGAUAAAUUUAAAAUAUUAAUUGAAGAACUAGCUGUGAUUUGGCCGAAUCCACAAUCAGACGAAGAAGCACAAACUUUUAAGGAAAAUACGCUUGCUACCUUGCACAUCACCCAUAAAUGGUACUUCGCUAUAAACGUACUUGGCGUGUGGUUUUAUAACUUGACUCCAGUUGCCAUAUACAUUUACGAGUUAUUGCUAGGACAAAACCCUGAAAUGGGCUUCGUAUGGCACUCUUGGUACCCAUUCGAUAAACACAAACCCUUGGCACACAUUUUUGUCUAUUUCUUCGAAAUAUUCCUGGGACAAACGUGUGUAUGGGUUAUGGUGAGCACUGAUCUACUGUUUUCUGGGAUGGCCAGUUACAUUGGCAUGAUUUUACGCAUGCUACAACGACGAUUGGAAAAAAUAGCCUCAACCGAUCAGACGGAUGACGAAAUUUAUAAAGAUAUAGUCGCAAAUAUUAAGCUCCAUCAACACCUUAUUAGAUACUGCAACGAUCUUUCUGACUCAUUUUCACUAUCAUUCCUUGUAAAUAUUGUGCUGAGCUCGAUCAACAUUUGUUGUGUCGUAUUUGUUAUAUUCUUGCUGGAUCCAUUAUUGGCCGCCAGUAAUAAACUAUAUUUAGGUUCAGCUUUGAUGCAAAUUGGAAUCCUGUGUUGGUACGCCGACCUUAUCAUUCAUGCGAAUGCGGACGUCGCCGUAGCAGCGUAUAAUAGCUGCUGGUACCGUACUAAUCCUCGCUGUCGUCGCGCUCUGCUUUUCCUUAUACAGAGAGCUCAAAAACCUAUUGCGUUUAGUGCUAUGGGUUUUACGAAUGUGUCACUCGCUACUUAUUCGUCGAUCCUGACUACAUCAUACUCGUACUUUGCUCUUGCGUAUACUAUGUAUAACAAAAGUACUCAAGGCAGAGCUAAUAGAAAUGCGUAAUAUACCUAUAUGUAAAUUUAUAUUAAGUCACUCUGGGUUAGUCUGCAUAUGCAGUAAUUUAGUUUCCUUGUAUGUAUGUACGAGUAAGUUUGAUUGUGUAUUUAUAUGUAUAUAUUUAUAUUGUUUUAUCAGUAUUCUUAUAUUUGUAAAUUUUAAGUAUGAGAUUUGUGUACCUUCUUAUUUAGAAUAUUAGAAGUGUUAUGCAUAGACAUAUCAACAUUUUAGAUUUAUUAGGUGCCAUUUAGAUGUGUUAUGUUGUCUAGUAUUAAUGUUGCACUGGUCUUGUAACUGUAACACCUAAUAUUUUUCUUUUUUUUUAAUUUCCUAUUUUUUUUUGUCCCCCCCAAUUCACAAUUUCUAGUAGACAUUAAAAAAUUAACUGGAAGAGAUCUCUUUUAUAGGAUAAGUCCGCUAUUGUAUUUAUUCUUUUCUGAAGAAAUCUGUAUCCCAUAAUUUAAGACUUUACUAUACAAUAAAGUGUUACAAACAAACAAACAGUAUAUGUAGUCAUUAAAAAGCUCUCGAUUUUUUUUCAAAAUUUUUUUAAACAUAUUUUAUCACAAACAAUAAUAAAAACGUUCAGACAGUUAAAACUA
Galleria mellonella (greater wax moth) is the source of this 1829-nucleotide messenger RNA. RefSeq names its product odorant receptor 85c-like. The record is from RefSeq and is a predicted model, not a curated record. Gene Ontology annotation, cellular component: plasma membrane. The transcript is spliced from 9 exons. Lineage: Eukaryota; Metazoa; Arthropoda; Insecta; Lepidoptera; Pyralidae. The coding region runs from base 1 to 1233 and encodes 410 amino acids. Gene Ontology annotation, molecular function: odorant binding; olfactory receptor activity. Gene Ontology annotation, biological process: detection of chemical stimulus involved in sensory perception of smell; sensory perception of smell.